UUACCAAAUGUAUCGAUAUGUAUGUUUGUUGGACCUCUGUAACACUUGCCAGAAUUUUGUUAAGAAACUUUUUGCUCAACAAUGGCGUUGUGGUUAGACUCAAAUUCUGAACCCCAAACAGAGAAUGAAAAGGCUGAUUUAGCUGCCAUUGCUGCCCUCAAAGUUUCUACUGCUCUUGAACUUAAGGAUGAGGGCAAUGAGUAUGUUAGGAAGGGGAAGAAGCAUUACAAGGAUGCUAUUGAUUGUUACACUAGAGCUAUAAAUCAGAAGGGUUUAGGUGAAUCAGAGACAUCGAUUUUAUUUGCGAAUAGAGCCCAUGUAAAUCUUUUAUUAGGAAAUAACAGGCGUGCUUUCGAGGAUGCUGAGCAGGCCGUUAAGCUUUCUCCGACAAAUGUUAAGGCAAUAUAUCGUGCUGCUAAAGCUUCGUUUGCUUUAGAUAUGUUGAAAGAGGCUAUAACAUAUUGUGAACAAGGACUUGAACUGUCUUCUGAUAAUGAAGACCUAAAAAAGCUGGUGAAGCUUGCUAGUGGGAAAUUGGCGGAACGUGAGAAGCAUGAGGCUGAAGUUUCCAAAGCUUUGAGAGGCGCUAAGGACCUUCUUUCUGCCUUUGAAGAUAGAGGAUUGAAAAUUGGCAAAGCAAUGUUUCGUGAACUUACUGGACUUAAGAAACCAGAUCUAGACAAGAGCAAGAUUCUUCAUUGGCCAGUGGUUCUUCUCUAUCCAGAGGUUAUGUCCAGUGACAUAAUUGAAGACUUUUGUGAGACAGACAUGUUUUCAUCCCACCUAGAUAUAAUGUUUUCAGAAGAUUGUCCUCCACUGCCAUGGGAUAAGGAAAAUGUGUACACUCGUGAAAAUAUUGAAUUAUACUAUGAGGUUGGCUCAUCAGUUUGCUUGUCAAAGACACGCAUUUUGCAUUAUCUUUUGGAAGGUACUCCAGGUGCUGGUGCAGUGAGCAUUGAUGAAGAAAAAGAUUCUUCAAAUUAUGGGAGCCCUACAGGUAAAGGCCCGUCCAGAUGGGUAAAAGUCAACAAAAAAAGGACACUUCAUGAUAUUCUGAAGGAGCCAAAUCUUGUUAUUCCUGGCAUACCAGUUUUUUACAUAGUGUCCAAAAGCUCCGCCUUCUACAACAAAUUUAAAUCUGGCAAAUGGGCACUCCCUCAGGUGCCUGGUGAAGAUACUGCCUGAAUUAGACUAUUUUCCAGUCGAUGUACUUAAGGUCUGAAGAGACAGUGGCUGCGUUUCUUUUAGAUGGAUCAUUACAUUUAACUAUUUAAGUAGCAAUGCUCAAGGAAUCCUGUAUGAAGAUGACAAAAGGCCAACCAUGUACUAGUGCAAAUGGAGUUAUGAUUCUUAAGUAGUUAUUACUUAGGCGGUGCCAUGGAUCAUUGUAUGUAACAUGAAAACACAAUUUUCUUUUAAUUUUUAGAGAUAUGUUAUCAAUUCUUGAUUUUGUUAGUGUAGGUACUCAAUGCCUAGGUAAGUUAAUGGUUUCAGGUUCUAGCCCUAUUUUCUUUCAUUAAGUGACUGCAUAAAUGGUAGUUUGUUGUCAAGUUUUGGAAGUUGUGUAAAAGCCUCUCCAGUCUCCAUGAAGGCUGCUCUACAUGUACUAACGAUUGAAAACGCCAAUACACGAUUAAAUAUGGAAUA
Messenger RNA from Chenopodium quinoa (quinoa), 1647 nucleotides. Its product is annotated as tetratricopeptide repeat protein 4 homolog. Lineage: Eukaryota; Viridiplantae; Streptophyta; Magnoliopsida; Caryophyllales; Amaranthaceae. The transcript is spliced from 8 exons. Gene Ontology annotation, molecular function: Hsp90 protein binding. The record is from RefSeq and is a predicted model, not a curated record. Bases 82 to 1185 code for a protein of 367 amino acids.